Molecule: messenger RNA, 276 nt
Organism: Paramecium tetraurelia
Lineage: Eukaryota; Ciliophora; Oligohymenophorea; Peniculida; Parameciidae
Exons: 2
Source: RefSeq, a predicted model, not a curated record
AUGAACGAUAAACUGAAAUUUUUUCUAAAACUAUAUCAGUACCAGACGAAAUCAGAAUAUUAUGUUUGUCAGUAAUUUAAAAGAAUACUAAAAGAAGAAGAGUAAAUUAUAUAAUUGAAUUCAAGCCAAUAGGUUUAAACUAUCGUAGAAUAGCUAAAACAUAAAUAUUAUUAGAAACCUAAUGAAGAGAGCAAUAAGGAAUUUCUUUAAUUUUUAAAUCGCUUAAGCUUUCUGAUAUUAAGAAAGGUCGUAAAUAUUUAAUUAAAAAAGGCUUGA